AUGGAAAAAUGUGGGUUCAAUUCGAUGUUGUCUAAUGAAGAGUUAGAGCACAAGUGUGAACUAAGUAAAUCGAUGGACAGUCUUGGUCUUAUUGGAAAUACCGGUGCAGGUGGAGGCCCUACUCUAAUAUUCGAUGUCAGGGACAUUUUGAGUUUGAUCUAUGAUGACACUUUUAAGCUUAAGGAUAGGAAUGGUGACAGCUAUUCCGUAUAUUUUGAUAUUGACAAUAAGAUCUUUGAGAUUGACGAUGAUAGUGACUCUCUGAGUGGACUAGAUAUUGAAAAUCAGAAUCAGAUCUUCUUUGAUAUUUACAAUGAUAGUGACUCUCUGAGUGAACUAGAUAGUGAAAAUAAGAACUUUGAGAUUCACAAUGAGAGUGACUUUAUGAGUAAACUAGAAAGUUCUUUUUUUAGUUAUCUCACUUAUAGUUGUCUCAAACGAAGAAGUUCUUUUUCUAGUUAUCCUACUUCUCUCACUUCUAGUAAUCUCAAUAGUGGAUCUAAGAGUUACAACCCCUACUAUGAUCCUUACAUGCAUGACACUAGAUAUAGUUGGAAUAAUGACAUUAACAUUAAUAGUUGCAUUGACAGUUAUAUUCGUUGUGAAAUCGAUUCCAUUUCAAGUGGUAGCGACAAUUGCAGUGACAGUUAUAUUUAUAGUUACAUCUGUAGUGAGGGGGUAAGUUAUAGUGACAAUGGGAGUUCUAGUAUAAGAACUAGAACUAGUACUAGUAGUGGCAGUUCUUACCAUAUAAGAGGAAGAUCUAAUAAUUUCGAGAAAAAUAAAAAAUUAAAAAAAUUAUGGGUUCAAUGCGAGAAUUGUUAUGCAUUGAAUUAUAAUAAAUUAUUUAGGUCUAAAAUGAAUGUUUGUGAACAAUGUGGAUAUCACUUGAAAAUGAGUAGUUCAGAUAGAAUCGAACUCUCGAUUGAUCCAGGCACUUGGCAUCCUAUGGAUGAAGAUAUGGUCUCCACGGAUCCUAUUGAAUUUCAUUCGGAGGAGGAACCUUAUAGAGAUCGCAUCGAUUCUUAUCAAAGACAAGCAGGUUUAACCGAUGCUGUUCAAACAGGCAUAGGUCAACUAGAAGGUAUUCCGAUAGCAAUUGGAGUUAUGGAUUUUCAGUUCAUGGGAGGUAGUAUGGGAUCCGUAGUAGGCGAGAAAAUAACUCGUUUGAUCGAGUAUGCUAUUGAUAGAUCUCUCCCAGUUGUUAUUGUGUGUGCUUCUGGAGGAGCACGCAUGCAAGAAGGAGGUUUGAGCUUGAUGCAAAUGGCUAAAAUAUCUUCCGCUUCAUAUAAUUAUCAAUCCAAUAAAAAGUUAUUCUAUGUAUCAAUCCUUACAUCUCCUACAACCGGUGGAGUGACUGCGAGUUUCGGUAUGUUGGGAGAUAUCAUUAUUGCCGAACCCAAUGCCUACGUAGCAUUUGCAGGCAAAAGAGUAAUUGAAGAAACAUUAAAUAAGAAAAUACCUGAUGGUUUGCAAGUAGCUGAGUAUUCAUUCCAUAAGGGCUUAUUCGAUUCAAUCGUACCACGUAAUCCUUUAAAAGGUGUUCCAAGUGAGUUAUUUCAGCUCCACGGUUUCUUUUCUUCUACUUUCCAUCCCCUUAAAUCAAAUAAAGUAAAGCGCUAA
Amborella trichopoda is the source of this 1623-nucleotide messenger RNA. The record is from the annotation of a RefSeq genome assembly. NCBI's taxonomy places the organism in Eukaryota, Viridiplantae, Streptophyta, Magnoliopsida, Amborellales, Amborellaceae.